GGCGGGCCCGCCCAGCUGUCAGUUACGGGGGCCGCCCGGCGGGCGGGCAGGAGGCGCUCGCAGGCUGUCUAGUCGUUUGCUCGCUCUCUCUCGCGUGCUCCCUCUCGCCGCCUGUGGGGAAGUCGGGGCCGCCCGAGCGGCCGCCGCCACCGCCUCGCCCCGACCUCCUUCCAGGUCCCCUCCCGGCCCAGUCCCUCCCGCCCGCGCACCCCGAGUAGUCAGUGGUCCCGCGCAGGGUUUGGAGAGUCACCGAGGCGGCGCCGGGUGGUGGUUAAACCAUGUUAAGGAGGAUUUUACAGAGGACUCCUGGGAGAGUUGGCUCUCAAGGUUCUGAUUUAGAUUCAUCAGCAACUCCUAUAAACACAGUGGAUGUCAAUAAUGAAAGCUCUUCAGAGGGUUUCAUAUGUCCCCAGUGUAUGAAAUCUCUUGGAUCUGCUGAUGAACUUUUCAAACAUUAUGAAGCUGUUCAUGAUGCUGGUAAUGACUCAGGUCAUGGAGGAGAGUCUAAUCUUGCUUUGAAGCGAGAUGAUGUAACACUGCUCAGACAAGAGGUCCAAGACCUACAGGCUUCACUUAAGGAAGAAAAAUGGUACUCGGAAGAAUUAAAGAAGGAAUUAGAAAAAUAUCAAGGGCUACAGCAGCAAGAGGCUAAACCUGAUGGGUUGGUGACUGAUUCAUCAGCAGAACUACAGUCUUUGGAACAGCAAUUAGAAGAAGCCCAAACAGAAAAUUUUAAUAUUAAGCAAAUGAAAGACUUAUUUGAACAGAAAGCAGCCCAACUUGCUACUGAAAUUGCAGAUAUAAAGUCAAAGUAUGAUGAAGAAAGAAGUCUCCGAGAAGCUGCUGAACAAAAAGUGACACAUCUGACAGAAGAAUUAAACAAAGAGGCAACUGUAAUUCAAGAUCUGAAGACGGAACUGCUUCAGAGACCUGGUAUAGAAGAUGUUGCUGUGCUAAAGAAGGAACUGGUGCAAGUUCAAACACUAAUGGAUAAUAUGACCUUAGAACGUGAGCGAGAAUCUGAAAAACUCAAAGACGAAUGCAAAAAAUUACAGUCACAAUAUGCUAGCUCAGAGGCCACAAUAAGCCAGCUAAGGAGUGAACUUGCCAAAGGCCCCCAGGAAGUUGCUGUAUAUGUACAGGAACUACAAAAACUGAAAAGUUCAGUUAAUGAAUUAACACAAAAGAAUCAGACCUUGACAGAAAACUUGCUGAAAAAAGAACAAGACUAUACUAAGUUAGAGGAGAAACAUAAUGAAGAAUCUGUGAGUAAAAAGAAUAUUCAGGCAACCCUUCAUCAAAAAGACCUUGAUUGUCAGCAGCUUCAGUCAAGAUUGUCUGCAUCUGAAACCUCACUGCAUAGAAUACAUGCAGAACUAAGUGAAAAAGGAGAAGCUACUCAAAAGCUCAAAGAAGAAUUAUCUGAGGUAGAGACCAAGUACCAGCAUCUAAAGGCGGAGUUUAAGCAGCUACAACAACAGAGAGAAGAAAAGGAGCAGCAUGGGUUACAACUCCAAAGUGAAAUUAAUCAAUUACAUAGCAAACUUCUGGAGACAGAGCGCCAACUAGGGGAAGCUCAUGGUAGGCUGAAGGAACAGAGACAGCUUUCAAGUGAAAAGUUGAUGGAUAAAGAACAACAAGUGGCUGAUUUACAACUCAAACUUUCUCGGUUAGAAGAGCAGUUGAAGGAAAAAGUUACAAAUUCUACAGAAUUGCAGCAUCAAUUAGAUAAAACAAAGCAACAGCAUCAAGAACAACAGGCUCUUCAGCAAAGCACCACAGCAAAACUUCGAGAAGCUCAGAAUGAUUUGGAACAAGUUCUACGUCAAAUUGGCGAUAAGGACCAAAAGAUCCAGAACCUUGAAGCUUUAUUACAGAAGAGUAAAGAAAAUAUUUCAUUACUAGAAAAGGAAAGAGAAGAUCUUUAUGCAAAAAUUCAGGCUGGUGAAGGAGAGACUGCUGUUCUUAACCAGUUACAAGAAAAAAACCAUACACUGCAGGAGCAAGUAACUCAACUAACAGAGAAGCUGAAGAAUCAGUCAGAAAGCCAUAAACAAGCCCAGGAGAAUUUGCACGACCAGGUACAAGAGCAGAAGGCACAUCUUAGAGCUGCACAAGACCGUGUUCUUUCUCUAGAAACCAGUGUCAAUGAAUUAAAUAGUCAAUUAAAUGAAAGCAAGGAGAAGGUCUCCCAGCUUGACAUACAGAUUAAAGCCAAAACCGAACUGUUGCUAUCAGCAGAAGCAGCAAAAACUGCCCAAAGAGCUGAUCUUCAGAAUCAUUUGGACACAGCUCAAAAUGCAUUACAAGAUAAACAGCAGGAGUUAAAUAAGAUUACUACUCAGUUGGAUCAGGUCACUGCAAAGUUACAAGACAAGCAAGAACAUUGCAGUCAGCUGGAAAGUCAUCUUAAAGAAUAUAAAGAGAAACACCUCUCUUUAGAACAGAAAACUGAAGAGCUAGAAGGUCAAAUUAAGAAACUAGAAGCUGAUAGUCUCGAAGUUAAAGCAAGCAAGGAGCAGGCUUUGCAAGAUCUACAACAGCAAAGACAGCUGAACACAGAUUUAGAGCUUAGAGCCACAGAAUUGAGUAAACAACUUGAAAUGGAGAAAGAAAUAGUAUCCAGUACAAGAUUGGAUCUACAGAAAAAAUCUGAAGCCCUUGAAAAUAUCAAGCAAAAGCUUACCAAGCAAGAGGAAGAAAAAAAAGUCCUGAAACAAGAAUUUGAAACUUUAAGUCAAGAAGCAAAGAUUCAGCACGAGGAAUUGAAUAACAGAAUUCAAACAACAGUAACAGAACUACAAAAAGUGAAAAUGGAGAAAGAAGCUUUAAUGACAGAGCUUUCUACAGUAAAGGAGAAACUAUCAAAAGUUUCUGAUUCUUUGAAACACUCCAAAAGUGAAUUUGAAAAGGAGAAUCAGAAAGGAAAAGCCGCUAUAUUAGACUUGGAGAAAACUUGCAAAGAAUUAAACCAUCAACUUCAAGUGCAGAUGGAGGACACACUUAGGGAACAGAAGGAACUGAAAAAGUCACUUGAAAAAGAGAAGGAGGCUUCUCAUCAGUUGAAAUUGGAACUCAAUUCAAUGCAGGAACAACUUAUACAGGCCCAGAAUACUUUAAAACAAAAGGAAAAAGAAGAGCAACAACUUCAGGAGAACAUAAAUGAGCUAAAGCAAUCAAGUGAACAAAAGAAAAAACAAAUUGAAGCACUCCAAGGAGAGCUUAAAAUUGCUGUUUUACAGAAGACAGAGCUUGAGAAUAAACUACAGCAGCAGUUAACACAGGCAGCCCAGGAACUUGCAGCAGAGAAAGAGAAAAUAUCAGUAUUACAAAACAACUAUGAAAAAAGUCAGGAAACUUUCAAACAGCUUCAGUCUGAUUUCUAUGGGAAGGAAUCUGAACUUCUAGCCACCAGGCAAGAUCUUAAGUCCAUAGAAGAGAAGCUUUCUCUAGCACAGGAGGACUUGAUUUCAAACAGAAAUCAAAUUGGAAAUCAAAAUAAAUUGAUUCAAGAACUGAAGACUGCCAAGGCUACAUUGGAGCAGGAUUCAGCAAAGAAAGAACAGCAAUUGCAGGAGCGAUGUAAAGCACUACAAGACAUUCAGAAAGAAAAGUCACUGAAAGAAAAAGAACUAGUAAAUGAAAAGUCUAAAUUGGCAGAGAUAGAAGAAAUUAAAUGUAGACAAGAAAAAGAAAUCACUAAACUAAAUGAAGAACUCAAGUCCCACAAACAAGAAAGCAUAAAGGAGAUAACAGAUCUUAAGGAUGCUAAACAGCUUCUAAUUCAGCAGAAAUUAGAACUUCAAGGAAAAGCAGACUCCCUGAAGGCAGCUGUUGAGCAGGAGAAGAGAAAUCAGCAGAUACUAAAAGACCAGGUGAAAAAGGAAGAAGAGGAACUGAAGAAAGAAUUUAUUGAGAAAGAAGCUAAGUUGCAUUCUGAAAUAAAAGAAAAGGAAGUAGGAAUGAAGAAGCAUGAAGAAAAUGAGGCUAAACUUACCAUGCAGAUUACAGCAUUAAAUGAAAACUUAGGCACUGUGAAGAAGGAGUGGCAAUCUAGUCAACGGAGAGUUAGUGAGCUCGAGAAACAAACGGAUGACUUACGGGGUGAAAUUGCAGUAUUAGAAGCAACGGUUCAGAAUAAUCAAGAUGAAAGGAGAGCACUACUGGAAAGAUGUCUUAAAGGAGAAGGUGAAAUAGAAAAGCUUCAAACCAAAGUAUUAGAAUUGCAAAGAAAGUUGGAUAAUACAACUGCAGCAGUGCAGGAGCUGGGCAGAGAAAACCAAUCACUUCAGAUCAAACAUACACAAGCGUUGAAUAGAAAGUGGGCCGAAGACAAUGAAGUACAAAACUGUAUGGCCUGUGGGAAAGGCUUUUCAGUAACAGUGAGACGGCAUCACUGCCGACAGUGUGGAAAUAUCUUCUGUGCUGAAUGUUCAGCCAAAAAUGCCUUAACUCCUUCCUCCAAGAAGCCUGUUCGUGUGUGUGAUGCAUGUUUCAAUGACUUGCAAGGAUAAUGGGUUAUCGGUUAUCACAACUUCAGAGUAAUAUUACACUAACAUUAGAUUUUUAAUAAAUGUACUUAAUAGAGGUCUUGGACUACUAUUUGGUUUGGACAUUGGUUGCAAUACUAGACCAAAUAGGAAUUAGUAUAUUUUGGAAUGUUAUGGAUAUCAAGUAAAACUCUUCUAUUUUUGUGAGACUUGGCCUUAUCAUCUUUCAUUACUUUUUUCCCAUUUAGCCCCUGGAAUAGCUUUCAUGCCAAGUUUAGAAUUAGCCAAUGAAAUGUAAAUAAACUUUGGACAGAAAAUAGCAAUGUAUUUUUUUAAUAUAAUUUCAUUAUUCACAAAUGAAGAAUGCAAUUCCAUAGCUUACUUCUUUCUCCUAAAUUUAAUGUACAAAAAUGUACAUGGAUGAUAUUAUCACUUGUUGCUGUUUUUGUUGCACAAUAGCACAUUAAUUAUAUUAAAUAUUCUCUUUGUGAAGUUAUGCACAGAACUGUAACAUUUCCUCUACCUUUUUCUCUUAUAUGUAGGUUCAUAGCUCAGUUGCAUUGUUAUGUUAUGAAUUUACUACUUGGGUGUUCUCAAUACAGUUUAUCUUAAAAUAUGUAGUAACCAUGAAUUCAAAAAUGGUUUUUGUUUUAACAAUAUUAAUUAAAUUUUCUUGGGUGGAUUUUAUAAAAACCUGUGUAAAAUCAAUUUGCUUACUUAUGGUUAUCUGGGGUUGUAUUUCAAAGAAUAGGGUUAAUUUUUCUUUUUGUCUUUUUCUGUCUCUUUCUUAAACUCCCACAUAUUGUCCAUUUAGAAUCUUAGAAAGCUUCUUACCCUAGCCCUCAGUUGGAGGAUGAAUAAUAAACAUUAUAUAAUGUUCUUAUUCUCAGUUUCUUGUAAGUGGGAAGUCUUUUGAGAUCAGCCUGCAUAUCAUACCCUUAUUUUGUCUCUCUAGCAUCUUCAGGAACCUGAGUUUGCUUUUUACAUAGAUCUGAUUUCUUCCUUUAUUUGGUUUAACCUUUUCAAGCAUAGGUCAGCUUCAUGUAUUUGUUUUAUAAUUUUGCAUCUUAAAGCUAGUAACUAAUAUUGCUGUGGUCUUAUUGGUGAAAACAAAAUAUAAAAUGGUAAGAAGACAUUAAAUAUUUUACUUUCUAUUCUUAUUCCCUAUUGGGAAGAAUUUUUAAAAGUUGUAAAAUUGACUUAAAAUGGUUCUGAAUUUGGUGUUCCAUAUCAACUGUUCCCAGUUUUACUGUUGUGAAAUUCCCUUUAAGUAACUAACACCUAGAAAUAGAGUGUCACCAAAAACAAAUAUAUUUAGGAAUCCCAGAGUUACAAUAAAAACUAAAACAACAUGGCUAAGCACCAUAAGGAUAAUUAAGAAUUAGCUUAUUUGUAUUCUGAACAGUGGUAUCGAACUUUAAUUUAGCAUAGUCUUAUUAAUUUGGAAAAUUGUAAAACAUCUCAAGAGAGAAGUUAUUAAUAUUGGUUUAUUAAUCUUUCUAGAGAAGAAAUGUAGUUAUACAUUCAUUCAGUGCAAUCAUUUUAUAACAGUAGUUAAUAUUUCAUUUAUACUAGUUUAUAGUAUACAUUUGCUUUCAAAUAUUCUGAAAUGAAAUUAUAUUUAUGCUAUACCUACAAUGUAUGUAAACUGAAAGAGAUCACUACGUAUUUGUUUAAUUAUUUAAAAAAAUUUUUAAGUAAACCCUGUUGUCAUUAGCUAUUAAGAACAUCGAUUAAGUUCCUGGACUUGGAUAAACAUAUAUCCUUGAGCAUAUAUAAUGAAGAAAUACCGUGGCUCUUUAUUAAAAAUAAUAGUUGGAUAAUAUAAACUGAACUAUUUAUGUAGUUUUAUAUACUUAUAAAUCCUUCCAAAUAGUUUUAAUUCUAUAAUUUUACAUAUAAAUAACUUAAUAAGUGUGCUGGAAAAACACAGAUGUUCACAGCACCACUUUUUUUUUUUUUUUGAGAUAAUAAAAUUCCAUGAGAAAUCUGGGUUUGAAUAUUUGUUCACUUUGUCUCCUAAUUGGACACCCUCCAGGCCUUCUGUCUGUCUCCCCUUUACCCCCAACAUAUUCACAAAAAAAUUGUAAGACAAGUAACCAUAUAUAGGUGUUUGAAUGAUUUUCUCAUUUUUAUCUAACUAAUUUCAUUUCAUAAGUCCCAAGUAAUUUACCUACCAUAGACUACUAUACUGAUAAUAUAAAUGAAACCCAACAUUUUUUGCUAUGAACUCUCCCCAGUUUAAUGUGUUUUGAAAACAAAAAUUUUAAUUUUUUUCCUUUUAAUUAAAAAGUCAUCUUUGAAGUCCUUAUUGGCUGUACAUUUUACAUGUUUGCUGGUACUAUUAUUUUGUCAGUGAGUUAGAGCUGGCAUGUACUGCUCUUGGCUUUAAUGAAAAGCACAUUGGCAUAAUGUUAGUAAAUUCCAAACCCCGGCACAGAAUGUGAGUUAAAAUUAAGUCUUGCUGGGUUAGUGUACAAUAAACUAUACCUACAGACUUUUUUUUAAUAGAAGACAAAGCUGCUGGUAUAUGAUUUGUUCCUUUGAAGAAAAAAUGAGGGAAACAAACACAAAAACCUCAAUGCAGUGUAUAAAUAACAUUUUGUUCAACUACCUCUUAAUGUGGAAUUAUCUACUUUAAUAGUUUCCUGACAGUAAUGUUAAAUAGUAACUGCCAAAUUUGUUAUUUUCCCAUCUCUCUUAAAAAGUCUUUAUGAUUAUUUUAUAUAGUUUUGAGAACUUUAAAGCCACUUUUUUUUAACCUUACAUUUGCAUAAAAAUGUUUAGCUUUUAAGUAGAGAGCAAAUUAUGAUUUUAUAUUUUGAUAUUCAUGACCUGUUUGACUAUAGGAGUUUUUUUUUAAAAAAAUGCACUUUGGCUGUAAAACCAUGGAUGAUUUGAUCCAUAAAAUUUAAAUGUGCCACCAUUAUAGUAUUCCUAGACAUGAGCUUGAUGAAUGGUAUUCUGUAAUUAUCAUGUGCCACACAUUAUCAUGUCUUAAUUGCCCUUAGCCCAAAUUUUAAUGAUCAAUUUGUUAUUGUUGCAGAUGUGAAUAUUGUGCAUAAACUUACUAAAUUGAUGUAAAAUUGUAUAAAAUAGAAUUAGAAGUCACUAAGUUCUUUCUGUGUAGAAGUAAUAAAUUUAUUGUAACACAAUGCAGUUGUGUAUAUGACAUUCUGUAAUUCCUUGAACUGGAUCAUAUAUUCAUAACUUCUGUAGAUACUUUUGCAUGAACAUUUUCUUAUUUAGUUUUUGGGUUCAUUAUUUGUACUGUGUUUACUACUUGUGAUCAUGUAGUUGUGCCUUAUUUUGUGAGAAAGGUUAGCUCAGUAAAUACUGCAAUUUCUAAACUCAGUGAUUGGGAGGUUAUUAAUUAUAAAUGUAACUGAUAAAGUACACGACAGCAUUUAAAUCUGUAUAAAGAACAAUGGAAGGAUCCUUAUUGAAUUGUUGCUUUUGGUUUUUUUUAAUAUGUUUAAAUAUUAUAUUAAAAAACAUUUCUUUCUAAACUAGUUGUAUUCUGUGACUAUAAAUUGUUUUGUCUAACAAAAGAGAGAACACUAUAUUAACCAUUUUGCAUUAAUUUAUUUACAGAAUAUUAGGACUUUGCACUUGGAUAUAGACAGUGGUGUUUUAAUGUUGUUCAAUUUAGAAUAGUAAUUAAAUUCCUGAUCUCGAGAAAUUAAUGCCAUUUUGUUUUAGACAUUCCAUUUAAUAUUGUAGAGAAUUAACAAAACUAAAAACAAAAAUAAAAAAUAUGUAAUUAAUCCC
Cercocebus atys (sooty mangabey) is the source of this 8261-nucleotide messenger RNA. It is a transcript of the gene EEA1, whose product is annotated as early endosome antigen 1. The transcript has 29 exons. Gene Ontology annotation, biological process: endocytosis. Gene Ontology annotation, molecular function: 1-phosphatidylinositol binding; metal ion binding. The record is from RefSeq and is a predicted model, not a curated record. Bases 279 to 4514 code for a protein of 1411 amino acids. Lineage: Eukaryota; Metazoa; Chordata; Mammalia; Primates; Cercopithecidae. Gene Ontology annotation, cellular component: early endosome.